CCAUCUUAGAUGGCGGGAGUAAGAAGAGGACGAGCUUGAGACAGGAAGGCUUUCCUGCGGCUCUCCUUGGGCCCGGAAGAGGGCCAAUUGGCCCGGCUUUGGGGCGUGUGCCCCGAGGCGCGGAGCGCGGGUGCGACGAUGCGGGGACUGCCCGGGGCCCCGUCCCCUGGGCUAGGGACGCGCCGAAUGUGACCGCCUCCCGCUCCCUCACCCGCCGCGGGGAGGAGGAGCGGAUCAGACGCCGCCGCCGGACGACGGGACACGGAGGCGGUUCGGCUCCUUCAGGUAUUGUGUAAGCUGCAUCAAUGGAGCACAUACAGGGGGCCUGGAAGACGAUCAGCAACGGUUUUGGAUUCAAAGACACAGUGUUUGACGGCCCCAGCUGCAUCUCGCCUACAAUAGUUCAGCCAUUUGGCUUUCAGCGUCGGGCGUCAGAUGAUGGCAAACUUACGGACUCGUCUAAGACAAGCAACACUAUCCGUGUUUUCUUGCCAAACAAGCAAAGAACAGUGGUCAAUGUGCGAAAUGGAAUGAGCUUGCACGAUUGCCUUAUGAAGGCACUCAAGGUGAGGGGCCUACAGCCGGAGUGCUGUGCUGUGUUCAGACUUCUCCAUGAACAUAAAGGUAAAAAGGCACGUUUAGAUUGGAAUACUGAUGCUGCCUCGUUGAUUGGAGAAGAACUUCAAGUAGAUUUCCUGGAUCACGUUCCCCUCACAACACACAACUUUGCACGGAAGACCUUUCUGAAGCUUGCGUUCUGUGACAUCUGUCAGAAGUUCCUGCUAAAUGGAUUUCGUUGUCAGACUUGUGGCUACAAAUUUCAUGAGCACUGUAGCACCAAAGUUCCUACUAUGUGUGUGGAUUGGAGUAAUAUCAGACAGCUCUUAUUGUUUCCAAAUUCUACUAUUGGUGAUAGUGGGGUCCCAGCACUGCCUUCUUUGACUAUGCGUCGGAUGCGAGAGUCUGUUUCCCGGAUGCCUGUUAGUUCCCAGCACAGAUAUUCCACACCCCAUGCCUUCACAUUCAACUCCUCCAGCCCUUCCUCUGAAGGUUCCCUUUCCCAGAGGCAGAGGUCCACAUCCACACCUAAUGUCCACAUGGUCAGCACCACCCUGCCUGUGGACAGCAGGAUGAUUGAGAAUAACAGCCUGAAUGCUUCUCCCAGGGCGUGGUCCAGACGAUUUUGUUUGAGGGGAAGAGAUGCAAUUCGAAGCCACAGUGAAUCAGCCUCACCUUCAGCCUUGUCCAGCAGCCCUAACAAUCUGAGCCCAACAGGCUGGUCACAGCCCAAAACCCCUGUGCCAGCACAGAGAGAGCGGGCACCAGGAUCUGGGACCCAGGAGAAAAACAAAAUUAGGCCUCGUGGACAGAGAGAUUCAAGCUAUUACUGGGAAAUAGAAGCCAGCGAAGUGAUGCUCUCCACUCGGAUUGGGUCAGGCUCCUUUGGAACGGUGUAUAAGGGCAAGUGGCACGGAGAUGUUGCAGUAAAAAUCCUAAAGGUUGUCGACCCCACACCAGAGCAGUUCCAGGCCUUCAGGAACGAGGUGGCUGUCCUCCGCAAAACACGGCAUGUGAACAUCCUGCUCUUCAUGGGGUACAUGACAAAGGACAACCUGGCGAUUGUGACCCAGUGGUGUGAAGGCAGCAGCCUCUACAAACACCUGCAUGUCCAGGAGACUAAAUUCCAGAUGUUCCAGUUGAUUGACAUCGCCCGCCAGACUGCUCAGGGAAUGGACUAUUUGCAUGCAAAGAACAUCAUCCAUAGAGACAUGAAAUCCAACAAUAUAUUUCUCCAUGAAGGCCUGACGGUGAAAAUUGGAGAUUUUGGUUUGGCAACAGUAAAGUCGCGCUGGAGUGGUUCUCAGCAAGUUGAACAACCCACUGGCUCUGUCCUGUGGAUGGCGCCUGAGGUGAUCCGAAUGCAGGAUAACAACCCGUUCAGCUUCCAGUCUGAUGUCUACUCCUACGGCAUUGUGCUCUAUGAGCUCAUGACAGGGGAGCUUCCUUACUCCCACAUCAAUAACCGUGAUCAGAUCAUCUUCAUGGUGGGCCGAGGGUAUGCCUCCCCAGACCUCAGUAAGCUAUAUAAGAACUGCCCCAAAGCAAUGAAGAGGCUUGUAGCCGACUGUGUGAAGAAGGUUAAGGAAGAGAGGCCUCUUUUUCCCCAGAUACUGUCUUCCAUCGAGCUGCUCCAACAUUCUCUGCCGAAAAUCAACCGGAGCGCUUCUGAGCCAUCCCUGCACCGGGCGGCCCACACUGAGGAUAUCAACGCCUGCACACUGACUACGUCCCCUAGACUGCCUGUCUUCUAGCUGACUUUGUACCUGCACUCAGGCCAUCGGGGGAGUAAGGGAAGUCAGCAGGCACCACCUCUCUGCUCCCUUUUGAUGGAGGCAGAGAGCUCAUUUUCAGAGAAGCUGCUGCUAAGGACCUUCUAGACUACUCACAGGGCCUUAACUUCAUGUUGCCUUCUUUUCUACCCUUUCUGGCCCUGGGAGAAGGAAGCCAUUCGAAAUGCUGGUUUGUCCUGCUCCCUCCCUGCAUCCCCUAUGCUCUUGAGCCGAGAGUCUUCUCCAGAUGCACCCACAGCUGCCAGAUCCGGCAGUAUGUGGUCUGGGGCCCCAGCUGUUGGCUGAAUGAGUAUUUUUUUUUUAGGGCAAAAAAAAAAAAAAAAAAAAA
Messenger RNA from Enhydra lutris kenyoni (northern sea otter), 2679 nucleotides. RefSeq names its product Raf-1 proto-oncogene, serine/threonine kinase. Gene Ontology annotation, molecular function: protein kinase activity; ATP binding. The transcript has 18 exons. Gene Ontology annotation, cellular component: cytosol; plasma membrane; mitochondrion. The record is from RefSeq and is a predicted model, not a curated record. Bases 306 to 2312 code for a protein of 668 amino acids. Lineage: Eukaryota; Metazoa; Chordata; Mammalia; Carnivora; Mustelidae. Gene Ontology annotation, biological process: protein phosphorylation; signal transduction.